CCAGGCUCCAUCUGCAGCAGCCCCAGGGUCCAGGGACGGACCACCCCCGUGGCUCCCGGGCACCCACCCGUGAUCCUUCCAGCUCAGGUGCCGCCCCCGCCCCUCCCGGCUCCCUAAGGCCCCUGCUCGGUUUGCACGGCGGCGGCGGGAAUAGGACGCGGUGCAGCCUCAGGCGUAGUGCGCUGUCCGCCAAGAGUCUGGAGCUGUGGCAGGGUGGCGGAGGCCCCGUCUGGGACCCGGGGACCACAAAGUGAACAAGCAGAGGCAGGCAUUCCCUUGACGGCAGCCAGGUGGCUGUCCUGGGGUCUGGGAGGCAUGGAGCCCACCAUUGGUGAAUUACAGCUCGUGCCCGGGGCAACAAAGGAAGUCCCUGCUCAGGACACCGCAUGCUGCCGAGCAGCUCUGUCCGCAGCAGUGGCCACCAGCAUUGUCAUCGUCACCCUGGCAGUCCUUGUGGGGUGUCGAUGUGGAGCACACGGCCGAGCUGCAGGGCAUCUGGUACGCCUGCAGCCUGCAGCAGGAGGCCUCGGACUACUACCGCACGCUGACGCCCACCCUGGAAAUGCUGCUCUCUGCACACGACAGUUCUCCUCAGGGAUGGGAGCCCAUUGCCGUCUCAACAUUGCUGCUGUGUUUCCGUUGCAGUUUGUAAGCAGCUUUCGGAAGACAGAGUUGGAGGCCAGCUGCGUGGGCUGCACGGUGCUAAGUUACAGGGAUGGGAACUCCAGCGUCCUUGUGCGUUUCCGGCUGCACUUCCUGCUGCUGGCCCUGCGGUCACUGGACCUGGGCCUGGAGCGGGAGCUGCUGCAGCAGGGGCUCCGAACAAGGCUGCAGGGCCACGGCGUCCCCCUGGGUGCCCACGGCACCAUCGUGUCUGCCGAGCUCACAGGAAGCCAGAAGGGGCCGUUGACAGAAAGAGACUUGAAAUCAGGUCGCUGUCCAGGGAACGCCUUCUCCUGCAGGGACAGCCAGUGCGUGACCAAAGUGAACCCGGAGUGUGAUGACAAAGUGGACUGUUCCGACGGAUCCGACGAGGCCCACUGCGACUGCGGUUUGCAGCCGGGCUGGAGGACAGCCGGCAGGAUUGUGGGUGGCAUGGAAGCAUCCCCCGGGGAGUUCCCUUGGCAAGUCAGCCUCCGAGAAAACAGCGAGCACUUCUGUGGGGCCGCGGUGAUUGGGGCCAGGUGGCUGGUUUCUGCUGCCCACUGCUUCAAUGAGUUCCAAGACCCCACCGAGUGGGUGGCCUACGCGGGUACCACGCACCUCAGCGGCUCGGAGGCCAGCACGGUGCGGGCCCGCGUGGCACAGAUCAUCACGCAUCCCUCCUACAACUCCGACACGGCCGACUUCGACGUGGCGGUCCUACGCCUCGGCAGCCCCCUGCCCUUCAGCAGGCACGUGCAGCCCGUGUGCCUGCCGGCCGCCUCGCACGUUUUCCCGCCCAGGAAGAAGUGUCUGAUCUCGGGCUGGGGCUACCUCAAGGAGGACUUCCUGGUCAAGCCGGAGAUGCUGCAGAAAGCCACCGUGGAGCUACUGGACCAGGCCCUGUGCGCCAGCCUGUAUGGCCACUCUCUCACAGACCGGAUGGUGUGUGCUGGCUACCUGGAUGGGAAGGUGGAUUCCUGCCAGGGUGACUCAGGAGGUCCCCUGGUCUGUGAGGAGUCCUCUGGCAGGUUCUUCCUGGCCGGCAUCGUGAGCUGGGGCAUCGGUUGUGCAGAAGCCCGGCGUCCAGGAGUUUAUGCUCGAGUGACCAGGCUGCGAGACUGGAUCCUGGAGGCAAUUGCCAUGACAAGCAAGCCUCUGGCCCCCACGGUGGCUCCUGCCCCCACCAUCCCUAGCACUGCCUGGCCCACCAGCCCCGAGAGCCGGGUGGUCGACAUCACCACCAAACCCACGCUGGCCCCCAGCUCUGUUCCUCUUGACUCAGUGACUGCUUCUAAGCCACAAGAGUGUGGGGCCAGGCCGGCAAUGGAGAAACCCACCCGGAUCGUGGGGGGGUUAGGAGCCGUUGCCGGGGAGGUGCCCUGGCAAGUCAGCCUGAAGGAAGGUUCCCGGCACUUCUGUGGAGCGACAGUCGUGGGGGACCGCUGGCUGUUGUCCGCAGCGCACUGCUUCAACCACAGCACGAAGGUGGAGCUGGUGCGGGCCCACCUGGGCACCGUGUCCCUCACGGGCAUUGGUGGGAGCCCGGUGAAAGUGGGGCUCAAGAGGGCAGUGAUGCACCCCCAGUACAACCCCAGCAUCCUGGACUUCGACGUGGCUGUCCUGGAGCUGGCCAGGCCCCUGGACUUCAACAAGUACAUCCAGCCCAUCUGCCUGCCCCUGGCCAUCCAGAAGUUCCCUGUGGGCCGGAAGUGCAUGAUCUCUGGCUGGGGUAACACGCAGGAGGGAAAUGCGACGAAGCCGGACACUCUGCAGCGAGCAUCCGUGGGCAUCAUAGACCAGAAGGCGUGCAGUGCACUCUACAACUUCUCGCUCACAGACAGGAUGCUCUGUGCCGGCUUCCUGGAGGGCAAGGUGGACUCCUGCCAGGGUGAUUCUGGGGGGCCCCUGGCCUGUGAGGAGACCCCUGGUGUGUUUUAUCUGGCGGGGAUUGUCAGCUGGGGGAUCGGCUGUGCGCAGGCCAAGAAACCCGGAGUGUACACACGAAUCACCAGACUGAAGGGCUGGAUCCUGGACACCAUGUCAUCCCAGCCUCUCCCCACACCUGCCCCCUCUACGACGAGGACACCUGCCACCAGCAGUCAAGCUCCCAGGACGACAGCUGGCCUCACAGGCCUGGGUGUCACGGCCAGCAGACCCACACUCCGGGCCACCAGCCAACCUGCCAACAGGACUGCCACGGCCAUGAGCACCACUGCUAGGGGGCACACGCCACUUCCAAACACCCCCUGGACCACCAUGGGGUCCCAGCUACCAGCAGACUGCGGCCUGGCGCCAGUGGCAGCUCUGACCAGGAUCGUGGGCGGCAGCGCCGCGGGCCGCGGGGAGUGGCCGUGGCAGGUGAGCCUGUGGCUGCGGCGCCGGGAGCACCGCUGCGGGGCCGUGCUGGUCGCCGAGAGGUGGCUGCUGUCUGCGGCGCACUGCUUCGAUGUCUACGGGGACCCCAAGCAGUGGGCGGCAUUCCUGGGAACGCCAUUCCUGAGCGGCUCCGACGGGCAGCUGGAGCGCGUGGCGCGCAUCUACAAGCAUCCCUUCUAUAAUCUCUACACGCUCGACUACGACGUGGCGCUGCUCGAGCUGGCGGCACCCGUGCGCCGCAACCGCCUGGUGCGACCCAUCUGCCUGCCGGAGCCCGCGCCCCGGCCCGCCGACGGCGCGCGCUGCAUCAUCACUGGCUGGGGCUCGGUGCGUGAGGGAGGCUCCAUGGCGCGGCAGCUGCAGAAGGCGGCCGUGCGCCUCCUCAGCGAGCAGGCCUGCCGCCGCUACUACCCGGUGCAGAUCAGCAGCCGCAUGCUGUGCGCCGGCUUCCCGCACGGCGGUGUGGACAGCUGCUCCGGUGACGCUGGAGGACCCCUGGCUUGCCGGGAGCCCUCCGGACGGUGGGUGCUAACUGGGGUCACCAGCUGGGGCUAUGGCUGUGGGCGGCCCCACUUCCCAGGCGUCUACACCAGGGUGGCUGCUGUGAGAGGCUGGAUCGGACAGAACAUCCAGGAGUGAGGGCCCAUAGGCUGUCCAGGCCUGAGAUGUGAAGGCAGCAGGAACCAGCCGGCCACCCCGCCCCAAGGUGGAGUCCAGGUGGUGGGAGGGCAGCGGGUGCAGUUUUACUGCAUGUUUCGCUCCAAUAAACAGCCCCUUGUCCGUAGCUUGCUGUCUCAGCACCUCCGUAUCACAGCAAGAACCACUUGCCUGCACAUCACCCAGGGCCCAGAAAUGGGAGGAAGGAUGGGGUAGGGAGAGCAAGGCCUCCCAGGGAAAGGGCUACCCCAGAGCCUUUGGGGCUGGGGGAAGUUCAGCCUCAUCUUCAAGGCUCCCUUGUAUCCAGAGGACGCAGUGGCACCAAGGGGAAAGAUAGUGGGGGUGCCUCAAUCUGGGCAACCAUCUCCCACGGAAGCUCCCUGCAGAGAAGAUUCACA
Messenger RNA from Rhinolophus ferrumequinum (greater horseshoe bat), 4076 nucleotides. It is a transcript of the gene TMPRSS9, whose product is annotated as transmembrane serine protease 9. Gene Ontology annotation, molecular function: protein binding; serine-type endopeptidase activity. NCBI's taxonomy places the organism in Eukaryota, Metazoa, Chordata, Mammalia, Chiroptera, Rhinolophidae. The record is from RefSeq and is a predicted model, not a curated record. Bases 316 to 3660 code for a protein of 1114 amino acids. Gene Ontology annotation, biological process: proteolysis. The transcript is spliced from 21 exons.